GGGCAGGAGGAGAAGGGAAGGAGAAGCAGGGUUGAAGAACAAAAUGGUCAAACGAUGCCUGUAGGAGCAGAAGGUGGGAUUGUGCAGGAGAAGGAGGAAGAGGAGUGUGAAGAAGAGUAGGGACACAGGAAGAGGAAGCGGUACAAGGUUCCACCCCUCUCUGUAUCUGCAGCUCUCCCAGCCCCAGGAGUGUUGCACCCCCACAUGCAGCAGAUGACCGGGGAGGGAGAUCCAUGACUUUCACUGGGCUGAAUCUUGGUGUUUCUGAGCUUUUUUCUGCUAAAUGUUGGUACUUUGGUUUUUUGCAGGGGCUGAAUCUUUCUCUUUUGGAGGGGGUUUUGGCUGAAUCUUUAUGUUUGGGGAGUUUUUGAUCUGUGCUGUGAUGUUUGGAGGAUAUUUGGGCUGAAUGUUGUUUUUUUGGGGGGUUCUUACAGACACAAGUUGCCCAAUGACUUCCUGAGAUGAACUUGGGCAAGGAGGAACCCCCAGUCCAAGGCGGUCUCCUCUUGUUUUUUCCCCCAAACCAGGAUUUUUCAUUCCCAAACCGAGGCCAGAUGGGGGAGAAGGAAAAGCUGUGGAGAUGCCGCACAAGGAGGGGCUGCAAACCCAGCCCAGGGAGCUGCGAGGAAAAAGGACUCCCCCUCUCCUGGGAAGGCGACCAGAGAUCCAUCCGGAGCUCAGAGCAGGGGGAGAAGCCUCAUGGUGUGGAGAAGCCCCACAAGUGCUUGGAAUGUGGGAAGGAUUUCAGCCACAGCUCUGGCCUGCUCCAGCACCAAAGUGUCCACACUGGGGAAAAGCCCUACAAGUGUGGGGAAUGUGGGAUGAGCUUCAGACGGAGCUCCUAUCUGAUCCGGCACCAGAGGAUCCACACUGGGGAAAAGCCCUAUGAAUGUGGGGAAUGUGGGAAGAGCUUCAGCCAGAGGUCCAACCUGAGGUAUCACCAGAGGGUCCACACCGGGGAACGGCCCAAUGAGUGUGGGGAAUGUGGGAUGAGCUUUAGCAUGCUUUCCAGCCUGAUAUAUCACCAGAGGGUUCACACUGGGGAAAAGCCCUACGAAUGCAGGGAAUGUGGGAAGAGCUUCAGGAACAGCUCCAGCCUGAUCCAGCACCAGAGGAUCCACAGUGGGGAACGGCCCUACACCUGCUUGGAAUGUGGGAGAAGCUUCGGGCGGAGCUCCAGCCUUAGAUAUCACCAGCUCAUCCACACUGGGGAGAGGCCCUACGAGUGUCCUGAAUGUGGGAAGAGGUUUCAGACCACCUCCACUCUCAUCAAACAUGAGCGGAUUCACACAGACGAGAGGCCCUUCCGCUGCCCCGACUGCGGGAAGGGCUUCAAGCAAAACUCCAACCUCACCGUCCACCGGCGCAUCCACACUGGGGAGAGGCCCUACGAGUGUCCCCAGUGUGGGAAGAGCUUCUCACAGAGCUGUAACUUGACCCAACACCAACGGAGGCACCACUAAGGGAAGCCCUGUGAGUGCCCCGAGUGCGGGAAGAGCUUCGUGUGCUGCUCCAGCUCCAUCCCCCAUGGGAGGAUCCCCAGUGACCCCUGUUGGGCAGAGCCCUGGUGAUCCGUGUUGGGAAGACACCUGGCUGGGAGGCUCCACAUCUUCCUGACUCCCUGUGAGCACCUGGAUGAGCACAGGGGAGGAACAUGCAUUGGGACACAGACCAACAAUGGGAAUUCCUUGGGGAGAGCGGAUUUGUUGACUUUCAAUCCUAGAGAACCUUUUGCUCCUGCCUCAGGAGCUCUGUUGGCAGAGAAAAGGGCAUGACACCAGACUGGGGGAAGCACACACACUCUGUGGGAGGGAGACACGAGCCCCGGGACCCCUCCUCACCUUCUUGCACAGUCAGAAGGUGAACCCCAGUGCCAGGAAGAUGAAGCCCAACAAGGAGCCCCCAAUCCCCGUCAGCAUCUUGCUGUGGGUGUCAUCCAAAGGCAUGUCUGGGAGGUCUGCACGGGUCAGGAUCCCCCCCAAAACCUCUCACAGAUGCCCCAAGCCCCUCCAGGGAUCCUCCCAGUCUCCCACAGCUCACCCAGGACCCUCUGAAACCUGCUUUGGAGUCACUAAUUUUAAAAUAUGAUGAAUUAGAGAAAAAUUAGAGAUCUUAGCUAGAGACAGGCCUUGCUGGAACUAGUUAGUGUCAAUGAUUGAGUUAGAAGCAGAACUUGAGAUAAUCAAUCUCAGUCUUAGGUAAAAAAUUACUUGUCAUUGUAUGUUUGUUUAGAUGUGCUUAUAAUGAGAAAAGAGAAACUGAUGAACGUGUUCAGGAAGAUCACAGACCUUACAUCUGGAAACCCAUUUAAAAGUGACAAGGGAGGAAACUGGAGUUGUACCAAAUGUCAUUUGUAAUGUCAACCACUGUAAAGGUAGAAAGGUGAGAGUGAGGAAGAGCAGUUUUCCUUCAUCUUUUGAUGACCCCUCCUCACUAAAACGACCCCCUCCUCAAAUUAGGGAGCCAACCACGCAGUCAUCAUGACUUCUUAAUCUCAUUACCAUGCUUUUUAAUCCAAGGUGGGGAAUGGGAGGUGUUAGCAUUGUGAAUAUGUAUUAGUAUUUUGAAUAUUCAAGACUUUUGUAAAUAAAUACACGCUGGAAUCUUUUGUCAGGUUGCAGUGCGUAUAAAGGGGAUGACUCCCGCACUCGCCCAGUGCUGUGAUUAAACAUCCACUUUGUAACUUUAAA
Molecule: messenger RNA, 2690 nt
Organism: Cyanistes caeruleus (blue tit)
Lineage: Eukaryota; Metazoa; Chordata; Aves; Passeriformes; Paridae
Source: RefSeq, a predicted model, not a curated record